Saccostrea echinata is the source of this 4899-nucleotide messenger RNA. Its product is annotated as terminal uridylyltransferase 7-like. Gene Ontology annotation, molecular function: zinc ion binding; RNA uridylyltransferase activity; nucleic acid binding. NCBI's taxonomy places the organism in Eukaryota, Metazoa, Mollusca, Bivalvia, Ostreida, Ostreidae. Bases 145 to 4740 code for a protein of 1531 amino acids. The record is from RefSeq and is a predicted model, not a curated record. The transcript has 31 exons.
CAAAUAUGUCAGCGCCCAUAGUAUUGUCGAUUUUUAUUUCUUUUAAAAUUUCGUGGAAGACAUGACAUACUGUGUAUAUAUACGUCUGUAGAAAAUAUUGACAAAUUGUUUUAAAUUGCAGUUUUAGAAAAUGAUUGAGCAGAUAUGGCAGAAAGUAAAGAAAUUUUAACUGCAGGUGAAAUUGAAUUUGAUAUCAAGAAAAUAUUGAAAAUAGGCUCUGAUGCAGAAGAGAGACCUUCACCCAAAGAUGGCAAAGAGGAGUCAAAUACACAGAAUAGUCCAGAUGAAACAGACUUUAUUGGAGAGAAACCAUCACUGGAGACUGAUAAUUCAAAUAGCAAAUUAGAUUCAACAAAGGGCCAGAGUAAAGGAGCACUAGAAAAAGUCAAUCAUGCUGUUCCAGAAGACAUGGUGGAGGUAACCAUUUUGGACAAGAAAAAGAAGAAAAAGAAGAAAGGUGCUGGACAGGAACCUAAAGAGAUUGAUCAAGAUGGAGGUGAGGAUCCUGUAUUCCUGAGUGCAUUGGAGAAAGAACACAUUUUCCCUUUGAAGAAUAAAAUGAAGAAAGCUUUAGUUACUGUGUUCUUUUGUCGCUUAUGCAACAUACAUCUGAAUAGAGAGGCCAUUUCUCUCCACAUCGAUGAACAGAUGCACUUUCAGAGAAUGAAGAAUCCAAAAAAGAAACUAAAGAAUCCUCAAACAUCUCAGGAGAAACCACAGGCAAAACACGAUCGGGAACAAGGGAAAAAAGCAGAGAGCCAAGGUGCUCCUGUGUCCUCGUCUAAGUCACAGCAAGGAAAGGGAUCCAAGUUAUCUAUUCAAGAUAUGGAUGACAAGACUUCUACGGACAUUUUACAUAGUACUUUGGAGAAAGAGAAAAUAUUUCCCCUGAAAAAGAAGUCAGUAAGGUUCCCUCGAGCCAGGUAUUUCUGUCGGCUCUGUGAUUAUCACAUGGAUGCCGUGGAGGACUGUAAGAAGCACUGCCGAGAUAGUAGACACAAGAGAAGAAACGAGGUCAGUAAGUUUGAGACAAAGUUAAAAAGCAUUCCAUGUCCCUCCACCAGCCACUUGGCAGCACUUGAUGAGCUGGUAGAGAGAAUAUUUACAGAGAGGGGGUUAUCUGAGGGGGAUUUACAGUACAGGGAGGAUCUAACUAGGUCACUGCAAGACAAACUGACAAAGGAUGAACAGCUCAAAGAUGUAAAGUUAAUACUGUACGGUUCUUCUCUUUCAACCACUGGAAUGAAGGACAGUGAUGUUAACAUUGACCUAGUUGUUCCUCAGAAGGUCAACCAGGCAAAAGCCCUUACACAUGCAUAUAAAGUUAUCAAGUCUUUAGAGGAGUACAAGGAUGUCCAGAGUAACUUCUUAUCUGUAGUCCCCUGUGUGUUGUUCACCGACUCAGAAAGAGGCUUGAGCUGUCAGCUGACCAUUGGGAGUGACCUAGCUCGAGAGACUAACAAACUUUUACUCAUGUAUACCAAGUGUGAUCCGCGAUUCAGGAAACUUGCUUUGGUCUUCAGAUACUGGGCAAGGAUAUGUAAAGUGGAUUGUCAGAUGGAGGGAACUGUGCCUGCGUACUGCUUUUUCCUGAUGACUGUCUAUUUUCUGCAGCAGUGUUCUCCCCCUGUCCUGCCUGUGUUACAUACAUAUGAAGAAGAAACAAAGUCUCAGCCUAAAAAGGCACCAGCUCCCAAGCACUUAAACAUGGAACAGGUAUCAGUUCAGGCAGAGGGUUGGCAUUCAGAGAACACAGACAGCGUAGGAAGUUUGUGGUUAGAGAUGUUGGAGUUUUACAGUCUCAAGUUUGAAAACUCUGUAAACAUCAUUUGUAUCAGACAACACCAGGUUCUUUCCAGGGUAGAAAGAAAAUGGAACACAAAACGCCUGGCCAUUGAAGAUCCAUUUUCACCUAAAAGAAAUGCUGCACGUUCCGUGAAAAGUUUUGAACUCUUUGAAUAUAUAUGGGACUGCAUUAGGAUAUCUUAUCUGUAUUUUGGACUGCCAUCUAAUUUUUCAAUUUUUUCUGAUGAAGAACAGAAAUUUGUCCUGGCAAAAUCCAAAAAGAAGGUUGUUCAAAAUAAUACUGAGAAUGAGAAAUCAGGAGCUGGAAUUUCUUCUGACAUGACAGAUUUAGGAGGGGGAGGAAGUGUGUUAAAUGAAAGUGAAACCAGGAACACGCCAGAUUGUGGUGAAUCGGUGAAUAGGAAAUCAAUGGACUCUGUCUCAGAACAGGUGUCUUGUUCCAUUUGUCCAGAACAAUCUGUGACGUCUGGGUGCGAUGCAUGUUCUGGUAAAUCUAGUGAAGAAUCUUCCAAGGAGGAUGACAGACCUGCUGGUUCAGAUAAGUCUGUGACAGAAAACUCCAUAUCAUCUACGGAUUUGUCUCAAUCAGGUUCCAUAGAAGAAAUGGCUAAAGGCAUUGUAGACAGUGUUCUUAAACAUGCACUCUCAGUGUUUCAUUCCCAGUAUUCUCAAACACAAGAUGACAUGGCUGCUAGCAGUGAUAAGUCAGGCACAAACAAAUGUGAAAAAGUAAACGGUGGAUCAAACAAUGUUGAUCCAAUCAACACUGAGAUUUCUGUGGAGAAAAUGGAUAAGGCUCUGGAAUAUAUUUACACGUUUUCCUUGGAUACUCUUUCUGAUGGGAAGGGCCCCAAAGUAAUAUGUGUGAUCUGUGAGAAGGAGGGUCAUCUAAAAAUGAACUGUCCAGAGGAUUCCCUACCAGAGUUAGUUCCCCUGCCAGACAUGACAAAGGAUCAUCUAAGGCUACUUACAGAAGUCCUAAAACAAGUUCCAAAAGAUUUUGCUCCCUCAAGAGAGGAGACUCGGGAGAGGGAAAAUAUAAGAUGGGAACUGGAGCUCUUCAUACAGGAACUUUAUCCAACGGCCCGACUAGAGCUAUUUGGUUCAUCAAACAAUGGCUUUGGUUUUCGUCACAGUGACCUUGACCUAUGUAUGACCUUUGAUGAUCUCCCUGUUCCUGAGAACUUGGACUAUGUAGACUGCAUAGAGAAAGUCACAAAGAAGUUGAAAACACACAGAGGCUUGUACAAUGUGUUUCCCAUUACAACAGCUAAAGUUCCAAUCAUCAAAUUCAAACACAGAUCAUCUCAGCUGGAAGGAGAUAUCAGCUUAUAUAAUCUUCUGGCUUUACACAAUACACGGAUGAUUAAUUUGUAUGCUACGAUGGACUCAAGAGUCAGAGUGCUGGGCUAUGCCAUCAAAGUGUUUGCAAAGAUAUGUGAGAUUGGUGAUGCUUCCCGUGGUAGCCUGUCGUCCUAUGCCUAUAUCCUGAUGUUGAUUUACUAUCUACAGCAGUGUAAGCCACCAGUUCUCCCUGUCCUUCAGGAGCUACACACAGAGCCUGAUAAACCAGAGAGAGUGGUAGAGGGAUGGAACGCCUGGCAUUUUGAUGACACUGAGGCUUUACCCAGACUGUGGAGCCAUUAUGGUAAGAACAAUGCCAGUGUGGGUGAACUCUGGACGGGCCUGUUCAGAUUUUACACAGAAGAAUUCAAAAUGGAUGAAUGUGUUGUCUGUAUAAGACAACAUGAAACUCUUACAAAGUUUGAGAAGUUAUGGAAUGGUAAAUGUAUCGCAAUAGAAGAUCCAUUUGAUUUAAACCACAAUUUGGGCGGAGGCUUGUCUAGAAAAAUGCAUCAGUAUAUAAUGAAGGCUUUUGUCCAUGGAAGACUGCUUUACUGCAAACCUGUAGACAAAAUACCAACUACAUUCUCUAGUCCAGCUGAUUAUUUCUUUGACAAAACCCAGUUGACAUCGGGAAGUCCGCCCAAUGAUAGAGGUUGUAGAGUCUGUAAUAAAAUUGGACACAUCGCAAAAGAAUGUCCAGUAGUCCUGAACCGUAAAGAAAGGGAAGAAAAAGAAAGGGAAAGAAGAGCAAUGGAAGAAAAAAUUGCAGCUAGAAAACUUGAACAGGAGAGAGAAUUCUUUAACCAGCAAAUGAGGAACAGUCAACAGAGGGAGUAUCAUCACAAUCAGAACAGCCAUCAGAGGGAGUAUCACCACAAUCAGAACAGCCAACAGAGAGAGUAUCACCACCACCAGAACAGCCAUCAGAGGGAGUAUCACCACAACCAGAACAGCCAACAGAGGGAGUAUCACCACAACCAGAACAGCCAUCAAGGAAAUAAUUUACCAAGAGCUUAUAGAAGAAGUAACUCGGAGAGUCAGGAGUAUGCUCCUCAUACCAGACAGUCCUUACAGAAUCCAUUACUGUCACAUCCUCAAAUGCAAGGGUAUAUGUCUCCCCAAAUCCACCAAAGGGACAACAGACCCAUCCCUCAUAAUUCACCCCAGCCUCAUCUGUCUCAGGCCUACUCCAGAUCCAUGGGGGGCAUGAAAAUUACUGGCCCACCCCCUCAGCAGCUCUAUAGGAUGCCAGGACACGACCCACAACUGAACAUGCCCAGUAACCAAGCUAACAGGAUCUCACAGAGGAACCAAGAUCCCAGAAUGCAUCAGUCCAGAAAUCAUGGUCCUUCAAUGCAGGGGACACAACUGUUACAGGGACAAUUUCCUGGUUACUGGCAGGUGUUGUCUCCCCGACAGGUCUCAAGUCAAGGAUUAGAACAAGGUCGAAUAGUCAAUCCCAGUAAUCAGCUCAACUUUGGCGUCACUGUUCCAAAUGAAUAUUACAGGGGAGGUAACAUAGAACAGCAGAGAUUCGGUAAUUCCCAGUAUCGGGGGCAGCUUAAUCGACCAUCACCCAGGAAGUGAACAAAUUGUGUAUUAGGCUGUUAACUUUAUAAAUAUUUUCGGACUGACUUAGUAAUUUUACACUUAACUUUGAUUCAUCAUUUAACCCAAAUGGACAUUUAGUGUUUUAUAGAUAAGAUAAAAUGUCUCUAUUUUACAAUGAAAUAAAAAAAAAAAGAA